GCCAGGUAUAUACAAUAGUUGUUGUUUGUUUAGGGAGGUUGUGUCUGGGCGGGAGGAGCACGUGAGUCACCGUCAGGACACAACGGGGCAUGAGGAGGCCAGGCCGCAGCCUCGGGGUGGAGUGAGGGAGUCUCCCGGAAGAGCAGCUGACUCGGCCUUUCACCUAAAAUAUGGCCUCUCCGAGCAGCCCAACUGAGUCUGACGGCUCCUGGGGCUGUUCAGGGUGAGCAAGAUGGCAAAUAGGCUGGUUACUUGAUUACUUAAUCUGCUCACGUUGUUGUCCUCUGCUUAUCAUCUUUCUAUGAUUUAGUUGGACAUCAGAGCACCAUGGCUGGGAAAUUGAAGACAUUGCUGGACAAUUUAGACCAAUUUAUUGAGGUGCUUGCUUUAUCUCCAAGUGCCCAUGCCAAAGAUUGGGAUAUCCUCCAUGUACAAAGAGCCCUUGAAUGGGGAACCUAUUUUGAACAUGUCCACCAUCGGUACAAGGCUAAUAAUUCUCUUAGAAACUCAAUUGAAGCUCAUCUUACAGCAAAAAACCAGGAGCUUUCUUGUUGCAUGAAAAACUACCAUGACAUUACGUUUGAUGACCUUGGUAAAGGUAGAGAUAUCUUGUGUAUGUCUCUUCUCCAGAACAAGUCUCUUCCUGAUCCUGUAUUCAAAUACGUAACUGAGUUGCUCCGAAAUUCGGAUACCAAAGGUGCUGAAUCCACGUCUUUAACCCAUUAUAUAUCCCAGAAGGUGGCUUCAGAACUACUUCUGUCUCUUCCCCUAUUGGCUUCCAAAGGAUUGCAGGAGCCACUGGACAACCCUGUACUAAUGACACAAGCUGAACUAUUGAGAAGCAGCUUAGAGGGAAGGCUGAAGGUGUCAGAAGACAACCAGAAGUCCUCUAUUGUCUCACAUUUUCUUGGCCGGAUUUCCAAACCACAUGUCUACCACCUUGUAGAAGCUGUACUCCUAUCUAAUGAUGCUUUGGACUCUGAACACCAGAACCUGUUAUCUGAUCUUCUUCUGGAUUGGGUUCUGUCAAAUGAUGACCUCCGCAUUGGCUUUUUCUUGAAUGUAAAGUGCCAGGGCCUGGCAAGGUUGAGCUUCAUGUCCUCCAGGUUCAGGCACGAGUACAUGGAUCAUUUGGAAAAGCUAGGGAGUAGUAUGGAACCAGAUGUAAACUGUGGGAAAUGGGUUAGUGACACCUUCAGACUAUCUUUUGAAGGACUGCUGGAUCAUUAUAAACAUCUCAUGGAAGGGCCUGCAGCUGUGAAAGACUCCAUAUUGACUAAACUUCGGGCCUUAAAAUGCCAGGAUGGGAAUUAUGAUGUGCCUGGUAUCCGUAUAUGGACUGAUGUGUUGGCAGAAAUACAUGAGACGUAAGGCCCCUUGCAGACGAGCGAGUAUUCCACGCGGGUGCAAUGCGUGAUGCGAACGCAUUGCGCCCCACUGAAACCCAUUUAUUUCAAUGUGGCUGUGUACAUGAGCAUUGUUUGCAUUUGGACCUGAUCCGCUCACGCUCGUCUGCAAGGGGCGUAAGACUUGUCUUGGGUCAGAAUGUCACAAGUGCAUGGAAAAGGAUAAUGCUAAUGAAUUUUGAUGUAAAGUGAUAUUUGUGUUUUUUCAAAAUUUAAUUUUUAAUCCUUUUGGCCUUUAUUUAAAGGGGUUUCAGGAGUACAAUAUUGAUGCUCUAUCUUCAGGAUAGGUUAUCAGUGUCAGAUUGGCGGGGCACCUACACCAGACACAAUCGCCAAUCAGCUGUUGGGGCUCGUCCCCGCCUGCCUUUGGCUGCCCCUCCCUUAACACCGGAUGGUUUCACCCGCGCAGGGGAGCUAGGCAAGUAUAUUCAUUGUGAGGGGCCUGGCAUAUGGGGGAAAUUUUUAUAGUCUUGGAUGACCCCUUUAAGAGGCUACAGCACUCCAGUGAGCUCUGCAGCCUUCUCACAGCAUACCAAGCACAGCGCCUUACAUUGUAUAGUGGAUGUGCUUGGUAUGGCAACCCAGGCCCGUUCACUUGAAUGGGGCGGAGCUGCAACUAAGCCAUGUGACCAGUGAACGUGACAUAAUUUGCUCCUGAGGAUAAGUAAUCAGUAAUCCACUCCAGGAAAACUCCUUUAAGUCCAUGACAUGAGGUAUUGAAGAACUCCAUGAAAUAAUAGUUCUGGAGCUUCUUUACUUGGAAAUCUGCAUUGUGCCAUUCCUGUGUUAUUCCUCCUGGAAAUGUAUGACUACAUUGACAGCUAGCUGUCAGGUUCUUUAUAAAUUAUUAGCGAACACUUUGUUACUUAUGCACUUAUUUAUUUUCUGUAUUUUUUUUCUUUUGUGGUUGAUUCAUUUUACAUAUAAUCUAGUACUAUUCAGCAGCAGAUCAUUCUUAGUUUUCUGCCUUAUGCAUAGUUUUUUAUGAAUCUCUAGUACACAGCCAUAAUACAGCCCCCAUAAAAAUCUAAAGUGUACCUACGUUAGGUCUCAGAUUUAAAGGGGUUUUCUGGUUCUUAGGCAAUGAGGACCUGUCCUCCCAGGUAGGUCAUUAAUAUCAGAUUGGUGGUGGUUCGACACUUGGCACCCCCACUGAGCUGCUGUUUUGCGCAGCCCACUAUGCCGGUUCCGUGUACUGCCCAUCAGUUGACCUGCGGUACCCUGGCACAGUCACUACACAGUAGACUUAGCCUUCUGCUUAUUGCUCCAUUUUCUGUAUAGUCUCCAGCUGAUCGGUGGGGAUGCAGGGUGUCGAACCCCCACCAAUCUGAUAUUGAUAGGCUAUCUUCUGGAUAGGCUAUCCGUUUCUAAGAAAACCUUUUAAUCCCACGUUCCAUCGGGUGCUUCUAGGGCAUGAUGCGGUUGCGUAUGGUGGCGCAUGGAGUGCCUGUAGCUCAGUAGUAUUUCUCAAGCUUAGACUUGAAUAUGACAACAUGCAAAGCUUUCUCAUGCCAUUAUGUUGAGGAGAAAGGGUUGUAUGAAAUGUCCUUGUCCAUGGCUUCUGUCUGCCAUUGCAGUCCAACCUCAUCCAAGUGAGCAAUACCACACACAGCCCAUAAAUCUCAUACAAUACCUUUAAUUAAACCAGCGAUGCUCAUCCUGCAGCCCGCCAGUUAUUGCAAAACUACAACUCCCAGCAUGCCCUUAUAGCCGAAGGCUGUCCAAGCAUGCUGGGAGUUGUAAUUUUGCGACGGCUGGAGGACCACAGGUUGGGCAUCCCUGAAUUAAACUGAUGUCAUUCAUGGUCGCUCAGAAGCAGCUCUUUGCAGAGGCACUUAUUUGGCCUAUAAAUGGGGUCUGGUCCUUAACCUAUCCCCCAACUUUUUCCAUGAUGUCCCUAUGACUUAAAGGGAAUCUGUCACCAGGAUUUACCCUACUGAGAUAUUCAUAUGUGCCCAUCAGUCUCCUUGUUUUGCAUUAAAUGAUCCCACUCUUA
Molecule: messenger RNA, 3402 nt
Organism: Bufo gargarizans (Asiatic toad)
Lineage: Eukaryota; Metazoa; Chordata; Amphibia; Anura; Bufonidae
Gene: FANCF
Product: FA complementation group F
Exons: 2
Coding region: 328-1371 (347 amino acids)
Biological process (GO): interstrand cross-link repair
Cellular component (GO): Fanconi anaemia nuclear complex
Source: RefSeq, a predicted model, not a curated record